GUCCAACAGCUCAGCACGCUCGCCGCUGCAGCAGAGAAGCUCCCCCUCUCCCCGCUUCGUCUCCGGCGAUGGGUCCUAGCCGCGGCGGCGGCCUGCGCGGCCGCCUCCUCGUCCUCUCGUCGCUGCUCCUCCUCGCGUCCGGCGAGGUCUUCUUCGAGGAGCGCUUCGAAGAUGGCUGGGAGUCCCGGUGGGUGGAAUCUGAUUGGAAAAGGAGUGAAGGGAAAGCUGGAAGGUUCAAGCACACGGCCGGAAGAUACUCUGGAGAUCCUGAUGACAAAGGAAUACAAACAACAAUGGAUGCUAGGCAUUUUGCUAUCUCAGCCAAGUUCCCACAAUUCAGUAACAAGAACAGGACACUGGUGGUCCAGUACUCCAUUAAGUUUGAGCAGGAUAUCGAGUGUGGUGGUGGAUAUAUUAAGCUUAUGUCCGGCUAUGUCAACCAGAAAAAAUUUAGCGGGGACACUCCAUACAGCUUGAUGUUUGGGCCAGAUAUAUGUGGUACUGAAACAAAGAAGCUCCAUCUUAUACUUUCUUACCAAGGGCAGAAUUACCCAAUCAAGAAAGAUCUAGAAUGUGAGACGGACAAGUUAACACAUAUGUAUACUUUCAUUCUUAGGCCUGACGCAUCUUAUAGCCUACUUGUUGAUAACCGUGAAAGAGAAUCUGGGAGCAUGUACACUGACUGGGACAUCCUCCCUCCUCGUAAAAUCAAGGAUGUUCAUGCCAAAAGGCCUAAGGAUUGGGAUGACAGAGAAUAUAUUGAUGAUCCUGAUGAUGUUAAGCCAGAGGGCUAUGAUUCUAUCCCAAAACAGAUUCCUGAUCCAAAGGACAAAAAGCCUGACACAUGGGAUGACGAUGAUGAUGGCAUAUGGAGGCCCAGAAUGGUAUCAAAUCCAGCAUACAAGGGACCAUGGAAACGCAAGAGAAUUAAGAAUCCUAACUACAAGGGUAAAUGGAAGACCCCAUGGAUUGAUAAUCCAGAGUUUGAGGAUGAUCCAGAUCUUUAUGUGCUGAAACCUUUGAAGUAUGUUGGAAUUGAAGUUUGGCAGGUAAAAGCUGGUUCAGUUUUUGACAACAUUCUGAUUUGCGAUGACCCUGAAUAUGCAAGAAAGGUUGUUGAGGAAACUGUGGGUGCGAAUAGGGAGGCUGAAAAGGAGGCUUUUGAAGAAGCUGAAAAGGAGAGGAAAGCUAGAGAAGAUAGGGAAGCUCAACAAGGAAAGGAUGAAGGAGGCCGGCGCCGAAGAGACAAGAAGGACAGAUACAAAAGACGUUACAGGGAUCACUGGGAUGACUACCAUGAUGAGCUGUGAAGCCACCAUGGACAUGACGUGAUGUUUUCAUCAAUAAUUGAAUCACCAGGCCAAAACAACCUGAAGUGUUCUGUGCUAUGUGCCAAAAAAUAUUAAAUUCCAGGAUUGAGAUGGCAUGGACAAAACCGAAUAUCAUUCCUGCUUCCUGCGCAACAGCAGGACAUUCCAGUGAAAACUUGGCUUUGACACAGAAAUAGUGGGAUGAGUCUGUUAUGCAUGUAAUUUACACGGCGCUGGCAAUGUGCUAGCUUUGUAAUGUCAAAACAUUGUCCUUGCCAAUAUGAAUAAUGUAAAUUGACCAUACGAAACUGUGAUGAUCCCAAAUUUUUACCAUGUACCAAGUCAGUCAUACAAA
Messenger RNA from Panicum hallii, 1665 nucleotides. RefSeq names its product calreticulin-3-like. The transcript has 14 exons. Gene Ontology annotation, biological process: protein folding. Gene Ontology annotation, cellular component: endoplasmic reticulum; endoplasmic reticulum membrane. Gene Ontology annotation, molecular function: calcium ion binding. The record is from RefSeq and is a predicted model, not a curated record. Bases 69 to 1310 code for a protein of 413 amino acids. Lineage: Eukaryota; Viridiplantae; Streptophyta; Magnoliopsida; Poales; Poaceae.